This is a messenger RNA of Callorhinus ursinus (northern fur seal), 1172 nucleotides long. It is a transcript of the gene TRAM1L1, whose product is annotated as translocation associated membrane protein 1 like 1. The record is from RefSeq and is a predicted model, not a curated record. NCBI's taxonomy places the organism in Eukaryota, Metazoa, Chordata, Mammalia, Carnivora, Otariidae. Gene Ontology annotation, biological process: SRP-dependent cotranslational protein targeting to membrane, translocation; protein insertion into ER membrane. Gene Ontology annotation, cellular component: endoplasmic reticulum membrane.
AUGGCGUUUCGUAAGAAGAGCACCAAGAACCCCCCAGUCCUGAGUCACGAAUUCAUCCUGCAGAAUCAUGCGGACCUCGUCGCCUGUGUGGGGAUGUUCUUCGUGCUGGGGCUUAUGUUCGAGGGAACAGCUGAAGCGUCUAUCGUUUUUAUUACUCUUCAGCACAGUGUUACCUUUCCUGCAGCAGAAGAACGAGCCACAGAAUCAAAGUUCCUUUACUAUUAUGGCAUCAAAGAUUUGGCCACGGUUUUCUUCUACAUGCUAGUGGCAAUCAUCAUUCACGCCACAAUUCAGGAGUAUGUGUUGGAUAAAAUUAACAGGCGAAUGCAGUUCCCCAAAGCGAAACAAAGCAAAUUUAAUGAAUCUGGCCAGUUUAGUGUAUUCUACCUUGUUUCUUGUAUUUGGGGCACAUUCAUUCUAAUUUCUGAAAACUGUCUGUCAGACCCAACUCUCUUAUGGAGGGCUCAUCCCCAUAAUAUGAUGACAUUUCAAAUGAAGUUUUUCUACAUAUCACAAUUGGCUUACUGGUUUCAUGCCUUUCCCGAACUCUAUUUCCAGAGAACCAAAAAGCAAGAUAUCCCUCGUCAACUUGUCUACAUCGGUCUUCACCUCUUUCACAUUGCUGGAGCUUACCUCUUGUACUUGAAUCAUCUGGGACUUGUUCUUUUGAUGAUGCACUACUUUGUUGAAUUACUUUCCCACAUUUGUGACCUGUUUUAUUUUAGUGAUGAAAAGUACCAGAAAGAGUUUUCUCUGUGGGCAAUUGUGUUUAUUUUGGGUCGACUUGUGACUUUAAUUGUUUCAGUAGUGACUGUGGGCUUUCACCUGGCCGGAGGGCAGAAUCAGAAUCCGGAUGCCAUUACUGGAAACGUAAACGUGUUGGCAGCUAAAAUUGCUGUUUUGUCAUCCAGUUGCACCAUCCAAGCAUACAUAACAUGGAAUUUAUUUAAUGUCCAGCUUCAAAGGUGGAUGGAAGAAGACACUGCUCUUCAGGCCCCAAGUGUGAAGAAGAAACGGACUAAAGGGAGGUCUUCUAGAAAAGGAACAGAAAAUGGUGUGGCAACUUCAAAUAGAGUAGACUCUCCCCAUAAAAGGAAAGAGAAAUCUUCAUAAUGAAUUACAAGCUAGUUGAUGACUGUCCCCAAAGAAGUCUGCUCUUUACUAUAAGAUAU